AUGAGUGAGAACAACGCAGUUCUUGCAGCCCUUGCCAAGCAAGAUGGUCUCAACUCCCUCGAGCUUGCUCAACAACUCGGCAUCGCUCACGACAAGCUUUACGCUAUCAUCCUUUCUCUUCAAGCUCUCAACUUAAUCACAUUCGAGAACAAGACAGAGCAGAAGAACGAAGCAACUGCUGAAGGCAAGUUCUAUGCCCAAAAUGGUACACCAGAGUUCAAGUUCGCAAAGUUUGUUUCAGAAAACCCAGGCAAGAACGCUAAGGAACUCACAGCCGAAUUCACAGCUGCCUUAGAGAAGAUCUAUCCAGCUCCACUCCCAGUCAAGGCCCAGUCCAUGGCAGCCCCAUGCUUCGGCAAGGCCAAACAAGCCGGCUACAUCAAAGUCGAUGGUGGCAACGUCGUUCCAGCCGAUAUCUCAAAAGACAAGGUCCAAGAACUCCUUGCUGACUUCGAAGCAGGCAAGCAGAUCAACAACAAGGAUGUUACAGAUCUUACGAAGCGUGGUCUUAUCGCCAAGGUCAACGUCAACUAUUUCAUCCUCCACAAAGGUGAUAAAUUCGUUGACUCCAUGGACAAGGUCAAGAAGGCUGUUGCCGAGCUUACAGAAGAUAUGGUCAAGUCAGGCGAAUGGCAGAACGUUGAUUUCGCUCCACUCAACUUCGAAGCACAAGGCACAAAGAUCCCAUGCGGCCACGAGCAUCCACUUCUCAAAGUUCGUGCAGAAUUCCGUAACAUCUUCUUCCAGAUGGGCUUCGAAGAAAUGGACACAUCCAAGUGGGUUGAGAACUCAUUCUGGAACUUCGACUCUCUCUUCCAGGGCCAGCAGCAUCCAUGCCGUGAUAUGCACGAUACUUUCUUUCUUUCAAACCCAGAGUUCGCACAGCCAAUCCCAGACCACGACUACUUCCUCCGCGUCAAGGAUAUGCACGUCAACGGUGGCAACGGCUCAAUCGGUCUCCGCUACGACUUCUCUGAGCAGAUUCCACUCACAAACAUCAUGAGAACACAUACAACAGCAGUUUCAUCAAGAACACUCAAGAUGCUCGCUGACGAGUUCAAGGCAACAGGAGAACUCCGCCCACGCAAGUUCUUCUCAAUCGAUAGAGUUUACAGAAACGAAACACUUGAUGCUACACACCUUGCUGAAUUCCACCAGGUCGAAGGCUUCAUCAUUGACAAGAACCUUUCCCUUGGCGACCUCAUGCGUAACAUCAGAGAAUUCUUCUCUCGUAUCGGCCUCAACGACAUCUCCUUCAAGCCAGCUUACAACCCAUACACAGAGCCAUCAAUGGAAAUCUUCGCUUACCACCCAGGUCUCGGCAGAGAAAUCGAAAUCGGUAACUCUGGUAUGUUCAGACCAGAAAUGCUCGAAUCAAUGGGAAUUCCAAAGGAGUACACAGUCAUCGCUUGGGGAUUCGGCCUCGAAAGACCAACAAUGAUCGAAUACAAGAUCGAUGAAAUCAGAAAACUCGAAGGACCAAACGUUUCACUCGACCUCAUCGAGAACGUUCCAAUGUGCCGCCUUACAUUCUAA
This is a messenger RNA of Trichomonas vaginalis G3, 1536 nucleotides long. RefSeq names its product phenylalanyl-tRNA synthetase family. Gene Ontology annotation, biological process: phenylalanyl-tRNA aminoacylation. Gene Ontology annotation, cellular component: cytoplasm; phenylalanine-tRNA ligase complex; cytosol. Lineage: Eukaryota; Parabasalia; Trichomonadida; Trichomonadidae. Gene Ontology annotation, molecular function: phenylalanine-tRNA ligase activity; tRNA binding; ATP binding. The record is from RefSeq and is a predicted model, not a curated record. The transcript has a single exon. Bases 1 to 1536 code for a protein of 511 amino acids.